AUCGAGAUUUGCAAUUGCUCAACGUGCGGAAGCUUCCAGAAACUCGCUGGGCCCCACAUGGCAUUGCCGGCCGCGAGUGCGCGUGCGCAGUGUCUCCUUCGCUUCCGCGGCCGGUCGCCGUUGCCGCGUCUCCCUCUCCCUCUCCCUUCCCCUCCCGCGACCACACGAGCAGCGUCCCGCCGCCGAGGUGUACGGAUGGCCUCCUCGGACGCCUCUGCCGCUGCGCCGCCCAGCGCUACCGUCGAGGUGCCCGGCGCCGCGGCCCCCGUCCUCGUCGUGGGCGCGCCGGGACUCCCCGAGGCGGACUUCAGGAACGCGGUGGAGUCGUCGCUGUUCAAGCAGUGGCUGCGGAACCUGCAGUCGGAGAAGGGCGUCCUCACCUACGGGAGGCUGAGCCUUACGCGGGUCCUCAUCCAGGGAGUUGACACGUUUGGGAAACGGGUGGGCUUUCUCAAGUUCAAAGCUGACAUCGUGGACGAGGAAACGAAAACCAAGGUUCCAGGAAUUGUCUUUGCAAGAGGACCUGCGGUUGCCGUGUUGAUUCUUUUGGAGUCUAAGGGGGAAACAUAUGCUGUGCUUACUGAGCAGGUUAGAGUUCCUGUUGGAAAAUUCCUGUUGGAGCUGCCAGCUGGGAUGCUAGAUGAUGAAAAAGGUGAUUUUGUUGGCACCGCAGUCCGUGAGGUGGAAGAGGAGACUGGUAUAAAGCUGAAUAUAGAAGACAUGGUUGAUCUUACGGCACUGCUGGACCCGGCUACCGGAGGUCGAAUGCUACCAUCACCGGGUGGCUGCGACGAAGAGAUCGGCCUGUUCCUGUACAGGGGCCGCGUUGACGAGGAGACCAUAAGAUCGCUCCAGGGGAAGGAAACCGGGCUGCGCGACCAUGGUGAGCUGAUCAAGCUGCGCGUGGUUCCCUACAGCCAGCUCUGGCGGUCGACCGGCGAUGCUAAAGCACUCUCCGCGAUAGCCCUGUACGAGAUGGCCAAGAGGGAAGGCCUGCUGCCACAUCCGCCGUCGGCCAACUUGUAAAGACCUGCUUGCUAGCACUGCACUGUGCUGUGCUGUAACUGUAACAGAUGGGUAGUUGCCUGUAAAAUUGAAGGAACGACACUUGUGAAACAAAAUCAUAUAUUAUUAUAUACAUAAAGAUUUAGUUUGGAGUUU
Molecule: messenger RNA, 1161 nt
Organism: Sorghum bicolor (sorghum)
Lineage: Eukaryota; Viridiplantae; Streptophyta; Magnoliopsida; Poales; Poaceae
Product: nudix hydrolase 14, chloroplastic
Exons: 7
Coding region: 58-1026 (322 amino acids)
Biological process (GO): nucleoside phosphate metabolic process; ribose phosphate metabolic process
Molecular function (GO): ADP-glucose pyrophosphatase activity; ADP-ribose pyrophosphatase activity
Source: RefSeq, a predicted model, not a curated record